AUGCCCCCACACUGUCGCUGCUCGCCGUCUCUCGGUGGGGCGAAGAGAGGGUUGACCGCUCCGCACAGUGCGUUUGAUCCCGAACCAAAAGAAGAAGCGACAAAAAGAGGCAAAUGGAGCGACAAUUGGGUGGGGGCCGAGCGGAGUGCGACGAAAGGGGGAUCGUCGCGGAAAGACACCGUGCACCCGGGGUCGUCGCUUUCAGAAAGCGAGCCGCUGAUGACUGUCGCGGACCGUGAAUGGUUGGCGGUCGAAGUGCAAGGGCAGCGGUGGUCGUCGUUGACGACGUCGGUGGGUUUCGCUUUCGGUCCGGCGCACAGUGCGCUCCGUCGCGCAAAAAACAAAGCCUUUGGAGUGGAGCCACGGGUGGGCGGAGCGUGGGGUGAUCCGACUGCACCGUGCACAAGAAAUCUCCCCCCGAAAUGUGUUUUCGACCUGUUUCCGAGCCUUUUUUCAGCGGAAAAGUGGUCGAUUCGAGUCGCUGUUGAUGUCGCAUUGUGUUUUCCAGCUGUCCUUGUGAUUAUCACGGGGUCUGAAGGGUAAUUUAUUUAGAUUCUUGAAACAUUUGUUUACCUUCAAAUUCCCUGCUUUGUCUCCAACAUUUCGGAGCACAAGUUGAUGUCGAAUUCUUGGAAUCGUUAUCUUUCAGAUUCCGUCGCCUGAAGCUUUUCUUUUCCGUUAUUAUUUUUCAUUGACAGCCCAUAUUUGAACUUUUUCCUUUGAUUUUCAGUUUUUUCUUUUUUUCUCUGCCCCUCUCGCCCCGUCCCGUGUUCUCUGGUCUCGGAAGUUUCUCCCCUUUUUGGUGGCGGGUUUCUCUCUGUUUUCGAAAAUGGUCUAAUGAGUUUUGCUAUGAUUUUGAUUAUUUAUUUUGUCGCGAUCAAUGGCCGUGAUCUGUGGUGGUUAUGCAAAUGAUUACCGUUAUGUAACCGAGUGUAAUAUUGUCUAAUCUGGGGUCCUUCCAGGUCCGAGGACCCUGCAUUCAUCCUGGCGAAAAUCAUCGGAUUCCCGGCCCAGUCGGCCGAACGGUCGCGGGGAUCGAAGCGGGCCUGGCCAUAUCACGUGGGCUUCCCGUCCACGGCGACCUCGAUGCCCGUCGCUUCCACCUCAUAUCCGGCGACGAACGAAUUGAGGACGGUGCAGGAGAGCGCGGUGAGUGAGGGCCAGCGAUCGGCGUCGCCCUCCUCCUUCAACAACUGCGAACCCGACCAAAACAAUGUGGUCGAGACGUCGCAAUACGAAUGCCAAGCCGAUAACUGGUGUUGUACUCAGGUGAGAGCUCACCCUGUCUCAUUUUUACUUCAAAUACUUUAGUAAAAUCCCAUUUCUAAUAUAGUAUCAAAAGUCAUCAUUUAUGUAAACGUAUCCAAUUGCAGGUGAAUGUAAUCAAGUUUUCGUAUCUGUGGACGAUAAAUAACUUCUCAUAUUGCCAUGAAGAGUUGGGCGAAGUGCUCAAGUCUUCAACGUUCGGGUCAAGUCACAACGAUAAGAUGCGCUGGUGUCUUCGAAUAAACCCAAAGGGUCUGGAUGAGGAGAGCAAGGACUUCCUGUCGCUAUAUCUUCUGCUGGUUCAGAGCGACAAGAGCGACGUCCGCGCCAAAUUCAAAUUCUCGAUUCUGAACGCGGACAGAGAAGAGAGCAAAGCGAUGGGUAAGGCAUUUUAUGUUACACUUGUUGUCCGAAUCUUGUCUUCAGCCUUUCAAGUCUUCGUUUUUGAUGUUCGCAAAUUAUGUUCUGCCUAUUUUCAGAAUCCCAAAGAGCCUACAAAUUCGUCCAAUCCAAAGAUUGGGGCUUUAAGAAGUUCAUUCGUCGCGAAUACCUUCUGAACGAAGAGAACGGCCUUCUCCCCGACGAUCGGCUCUCCAUUUUCUGUGAAGUGAGCAUCGUGACCGAUGCUGUGAACAUCACUGGCCAUCACACGCAACUCCCUCAGAUCGCCAUCCCUCCCAGCACACUCUCCGAAGAUUACUCCGCUCUUUUCACGGAGGGAAUUUGCACGGACUGUGAGAUUGUGGUGGAAGACAAGGUCAUUAAGGUAGGGAAUCAUACAUGUUAUUCUCACUGGCUUCACUUUUAUUGUUACACUUGAGAUCAAAGUGUUUUCUGUGACCACAGUAGUCUUGUUUUCGUUGUUUAAUCUCCUAUCUUUAAGUUAAUUAAUUGGUCGAAUCACACCUAAUACGGCGAUAAUCUCCUCUCCAAACAUGUUACCGUUCUCUUUUCAGGCACACAAAGCCAUCCUGGCCAGCAGAUCCGAGGUGUUCCGAGCAAUGUUUACACAUCCGACCACUGAGAAGGACAGAAAUAAAGUUUUCAUCGACGAUCUGGAUGCCGAGACUGUCCGAGGGAUGCUGCACUUCAUCUAUGGCGACAAUGUGCCCGACCUCGAUUACCUGGCCAUCAAACUGAUGAGUGCUGCGGACAAAUAUCAGCUGAAACGACUAAAACAAAUGUGCGAAUGGUCGCUCUGCAACGCCCUCUCGACUUCAAAUGUGUGCCAGAUCUUGGUGCAUGCUGAUCUGCACUGUGCGGAACAACUGAAAGGACGAUGCAUCGCUUUUAUCAACCAAAACAGUCUUACAAUUGUUGAUACCGAGGGCUGGAAAGUGUUGGCCCGGGAUUACGGAACAUUAUUGGCCCAAGUGUACAAGGCCAUGGCCACACAACACAUGCCCAUUGCCCAAUUCACAGCCCCACCCAAGGCCAAAAGGGUCCGAUAUGUAUAG
Molecule: messenger RNA, 2723 nt
Organism: Bursaphelenchus xylophilus (pine wood nematode)
Lineage: Eukaryota; Metazoa; Nematoda; Chromadorea; Rhabditida; Aphelenchoididae
Source: the annotation of a GenBank genome assembly